Molecule: messenger RNA, 2964 nt
Organism: Puccinia graminis f. sp. tritici CRL 75-36-700-3
Lineage: Eukaryota; Fungi; Basidiomycota; Pucciniomycetes; Pucciniales; Pucciniaceae
Exons: 9
Coding region: 46-2241 (731 amino acids)
Biological process (GO): protein K63-linked deubiquitination
Cellular component (GO): endosome; membrane
Molecular function (GO): protein binding; K63-linked deubiquitinase activity; metallopeptidase activity
Source: RefSeq, a predicted model, not a curated record
UCAUCACUUCCACCAAAAAAAAGAAUACCAACAGCUUAAUCAACUAUGGCUCACAAGCAGCACGACGACCAUCGAUCAUCCCCGCCACGGUCGAUCGAAGAGCUCAGUGGGAUCGCCCAGGUUCCGUUCGACGCUCGUCUGGCGAUCAAGUCCUACGUCCGGAGCUGUGAGAUGCUAUACCAGCAGGCUAAGAAGGAUGAGGAGCAGCUCGAACUGGCUUACAUCUACCUCUCCAGAGCAGCCAGGAUCAUCAUCCAUGACUUGCCCAGCCAUCCCGACUACCACCAACUACCACCCAGCUAUCAGGCUCAACUCAAAGCAGAUGGACUCAAAUACCUCGAAGCACUCCUGCCCAUCAAAUCCAAACUCAAACACCAACACCAACUGUACCAACAACAACACUCAUUCAGCCCAUCCCAAUCUUCCUCCCUCUCCAACACACCCCCACAACCCCAUCAACACCCCAAACAGAAAUCAUCCAUCUCCGACUGGACCCUCAUCGACUCCCCCGAACUAAGCUACGAACCACUACUCCCGAAACAACAACAACAACACUGCUCUCCACAUAAAAAACUCCACAAGAACCACCAUCUCUCAUCCCCCAUCACCCGGCGCUCCUCUUCCUCUAAAUCAUCACCCUCCACCUGCUCCGACUCGUCCACCAGCGUCUUGCCUUCUGCUGCAAUCAACAACCAUCGGAUCGUCAACCCUUUGGUCUGGCCCGUCGAGCUCGGAAACGGGCUCGGGAGGCCCAUGACCGUCGCACUCCCUCAUCACAACAGACCCUCUAGUCACAGGAAUCAUCACCAGCUCUCCGUCGAUCUCCCUGACUCCUCUCCUCCGACUCGAGAACAUCCUCAUUCCUCCAAGAAAAACCCACUCGCAUCGAGCCAGCCGAUCAGCUCCAGGAGCUUCCGUCAUCUCGGCCUCUACGAGCUCCAAGACCCUCCCAGCCCAUCUCACCAACCUUCUCCUCCGUCUCUCAAUCGCUCUGCAACUCAAAAAGAACAAGCCCAGGACAGUUUGAAAGCCAAGAAACAGAGGGCCAGUUGGGCCGACCGACGUCCACUCCCUGCUUCUGCCACCACCACCGACCCUCAAGAACCCUCGCAGAGCUUGGCCCGCUCGUUUCGCAGUCUGUUGAGACCCCGAAGACUCUCCUGGUCCUCCGCCUCCCCCACCGCGAUCACCAAGCCCCGUCGAGCUCCCUCGGUCGAGUCCUGGGCAUCCGUCCAGAUCCCCUCGCCUCCUCCUCCUCCUCCUCCUGUUGGUUUGGAGUCCCCGGCUCAUAUCCUUACUCCCCUCCAACAACAACAACAACAACAACAACAACAGACUCGGUCUCGGUCUCGAAGAGGAUCGCUCGGCGAACCGGCGUCUUGGCGAUGGCUGAAAGCCCUCAAAUCCUCCCCCGAUCCUUCUUCCCCUUCUGCUUCUCAACAACCGCCGUCCAAUGGCCCGUUAUACACCCACUUCCCAGCCCUAAUAUCUCCCGAGCUUCAUCCCUCUCGACCCAGACUCCCCUCCUUACCUUCUCCGUCUCCUUCUUCUUCUUCAACAGCACCGCCAAUUCAUCAUCAUCAUCAUCAUCAUCAUCAUCACCGGAAGGCUCAGCGUGAGACGAAGCGUAGAAAACUGCUCCUCUGUCCCGCUCAGCUCGUCGGCGCUUUCGUCGCCAUGGCUGAGCCUCAAACCGCCCAAGGAAUCGAACUCUGUGGGCUCUUACUCGGAUCGACCAUCGGAGAUCGGUUGGUCGUCAAUACUUUAUUGAUCCCCCGCCAGAUCUCGACCGCUAAUAGUUGUCAUACCGUCGACGAGGCCCAGACGUUCGAGGUCCAGAGUCGGGCCGGUUUGCUCACCCUCGGCUGGAUCCAUACCCAUCCUACUCAGACUUGUUUCCUCUCCUCGGUCGACCUUCAUACCCAUCUCUCUUAUCACCUCAUGCUCCCCGAAUCCGUCGCGAUCGUUUGUAGUCCCAAUAAACACCCCAGUGUGGGCGUGUUCAAGUUAGUCGAGCCUUCCGGCGUCGACUUCCUCCGACAAUGUCCCAACAAUCUGGACGCGUUCCAUCCGCACGACAUGGCCGACAACCUUCUCUACACCACGCCGGCGAGAAAUGAAUUUGUGUUUGUGGAGCCUGGGGGGCAGCAGGCUGAUGAUGAUGAUGUCGGCGACGACGGUGGUGGUGGUGGGAGCGUCGGACUCGACUUCGAGAUCAUCGAUUUGCGCGGGCCGGAGUAGCUAUUCCCGGGUCCUCUUCCUCUUUCUUCUCUCUUUGCUUCUUAUCGGUCUGCAGAUUGUUUUUUUUUGAAUGAGAGUGAGUGAUGAUGAAGAAAGAAACGGAUUCAAGUAUUUAGUGGCUUUUUUUUUGGGGGGGGGGGUAGAGGUAGAUGGCCUUGACCCGACAUCCUUCCUUUUUUUCCUCCUCCUCUUCCUGUUGGUUAUCUUCUCCAUUCGAAGUGUUGAGUUUUCAACUUCUCUGGCUACUCUUCCCCAAAUCACUCCCUCUUUUUCCCAUUUUUUCCAUCUGUUCCCUUUCAUGAAUCUUCUUGAUCUAGACUGAACUGUAGUCUUUCACUGCUGGUUUUGUGUUGAAUCUUAUGCACUUCUUGGAGUCUAAUUAGAACUAUCAAGAGCAAUUAUCAACAACUCCUGUCUUUCUGAUUGAUUCCUUUCUUUUUCUAGUUCACUAUUUGAUUCCUAAAAACUGAUUGUUAAGAAUUAACGCCUCUUAUUCAUUUGUGGUUGUGUGCAUGUUUUUUCAUGAUUAAUUUGCUAGCUUUUCUAAAAGAGACUGAGAAGAAUUGUCUGGCUGUUUCUUCCAUGAACUCAUUCAUUCCUUCCUCUCAGUUUUUAUUCAAAAUACUUUUUAUUCAAUUUCUCUCAAACCACAUUUUUAACCUUUUGUAUUUAGUCUAUUUAAAACAGGCUAGCUACAAGAAAUAAAACUCAUUGGUUCUUUCA